Molecule: messenger RNA, 2064 nt
Organism: Stegastes partitus (bicolor damselfish)
Lineage: Eukaryota; Metazoa; Chordata; Actinopteri; Pomacentridae
Gene: stmn4
Product: stathmin-like 4
Exons: 6
Coding region: 113-679 (188 amino acids)
Biological process (GO): neuron projection development; microtubule depolymerization; regulation of microtubule polymerization or depolymerization
Cellular component (GO): cytoplasm; neuron projection
Molecular function (GO): tubulin binding
Source: RefSeq, a predicted model, not a curated record
AGCCAGACGGGGGUAACCACCGGUCCACCAUCAGCAGCAGAGAACGCCGGCACAGAAGGGGGAGUGAGACGGAUCUUCGGCAUCUCGGGAGAGCAACAUACGCAGUGAGAAGAUGACUCUGGCAGCCUAUAAAGAGAAGGUCAAAGAGCUCCCCCUGGUGUCUCUGUUCUGCUCCUGCCUGAACCCACAAACUGCAGAAAAACCUACUUACAAGGCAGAAGAUGCGGUGGACCUGGGCUGGUGCGUCAUCAAAGACGUGGAAGUGAUCGAGCUGAACAAGCGAGCAUCGGGCCAGGCCUUCGAGGUCAUCCUGAAGCCGCCAUCCUUUGACGGCGUGCCAGAACUCAACACCUCCAUGCCGCAGCGCCGCGACCCGUCCCUGGAGGAGAUCCAGAAGAAGCUGGAGGCUGCCGAAGAGAGGCGAAAGUGUCAGGAGGCCGAGCUGCUGAAGCACCUGGCGGAGAAGAGGGAGCAUGAGCGCGAGGUGAUCCAGAAGGCCUUUGAGGAGAACAACAACUUCAUCAAGAACGCCAAGGAGAAGCUGGAGCAGAAGAUGGAGGCCAACAAGGAGAACAGGGAGGCUCUGCUGGCGGCCAUGCUGGAGAGGCUGCAGGAGAAGGACAAACACGCCGAAGAAGUGAGGAAGAACAAGGAGAUGAAGGAGGAGGCCUGCCGGUAGACGAGCGAGGGGAGCCGAAACAGGAAAAAACAGCGAGACUGGGGAGUUUUUGAGUCUGUGAAAAAAAAAAAAGAAAAGAAAAAAAGAAUUCAAAACAGUGCAGAAAAGAAAAAGAAGGAACUCAGCAACAGCAACUCGAACAAAGGGAAAAGGCGAGUUUUCGUAUUUGAUGUCUGCUGUAAUGAUUGUGAACAAGCUGUACAAAGUUUAGCCAACUCUUGAUGUUGAAAUUUCUCUUUUUUCUAAAAGGAAGGCGGGCGGGUGGGGAGGUUUCGGGGGCGACAUCAAAACAAACAUUAACAAUUUUUAAGAGCAUUGAUUGAUCGAUGGAGGAGGUUCUCUUAUUUCUGCAGUUUCAGUCGGACAGGAGGAAAUUACAGCUGCCCAUGUUGUACUGAAGCAUCAUUAAGUGAACUGUGUUGUUGACACAGCAACACAAAGACGCAGUUUCACUCCAAUUAGACUGUAACUAAGGAGUAGAGAGCUGUAAUCCAAAUAGUAAAAGUGACCAAUGAUAUGUUGUGCUUAAAUAAAACCAGACGCAGAGAGCCCUACUCAGUCAUAACCUAUACAAUUCAAACCCAAAAGGCCUCUUCAGUUUUUGAUUUGCAGGAUUCUCGUGUAUCAUAAACAAAAAAAAAGAUACCACACAAGCUUCUGCUGUUUCCGAUUUAAAAAUAAAAAGUGGUUUAGCUCUCGUGCUAAUUCUUCGCCGCACCAUUUCUGGGAUAUUUCAGUCUGUCCGGGGACUAAAUGCUUUAUGAAUAUGAAAUAAAGAAUCGGUCUUUUGUUUCUUUCUGCAGAGCUCUGGGGGAGUUAAAGAAAAAAAAAUAUUAAAAAUAAGCCUGAAACGGGAGGAAGCUCUGCUGUUCUCCGCCGCCGUCGGGCUCUCUGUGAAACUUUUAGCUGUAGUGUAGUCGUAGAUCAGUGACAUGCAUUUGAGUCUCUUAGAUUUAGAGCACUGAUUGCACUCUUAUUUCAUUAAGCACAACUCAAAAGCACACAUGCAUACAAGAAAGGACGGUGAACAUAUACAGUAAAACCAACAAUAACAUCACAAGGAGGCAAAAGUAGUGACAGACAGCAGUUCACAAUUUGGAUUCAUUUGUUUUUGUUUUUUGGAGAGGACGACUCCGGUGGGUCUCCGUUUGCUUUGGCAUGCGUCGCUGUGCUCUGAUUGUUCAAUGGAAUUUAAACCUAAACUGAGAGAUGAUAUUUGGUUGUUGAGUCAUACUGACUUGGCUGAAACGUCUAAAAAUGUUUGCACUGUAACGGGGGAGUCGUAACUUGGGGUUUGUACUUGCUGUAACUGUGUGUUGCUGUAUAUCUUCGAGGCUGGAUUGAUUGUAUCUACUUGGCAUGGUCAGUAAAAAAAACAAAAAAAA